CCUGGGAUCGCAUCUCCCUUGUUCUGUCCUCAUCCGUGGAGCUGCGAUCUGUAAGGUGGUGGGAGCUGCAGGCGGACUCGGGAGGCCCAGGAACCAGAAAUGGACUCAGUGGCCUUUGAGGAUGUUAAUGUGGAGUUCACCAUGGAGGAGUGGGCUUUCCUUGAUCCCACUCAGAAGAAACUGUACACAGAUGUGAUGCUGGAAACCUUCUGGAACCUGGCAUCAGUAGCAUGUAUUUUAGAACAAUGUGACGACCAUGACAAUGAAGAUCAGUAUAAGAAGCAUGGGAUGAAUCUUAGCAAUCGUAUUGUAGAGAGACUCUGUACAAGGAAGGAUGGUAGUCAAUGCAGAGAAAACUUCAGCCAGAUUCCAAAUCAUAAUGAAAAGAAGGAAACUCCUACUGAAAUAAAACAACCUAAAUCCAGGUUGUGUAGGCAAAUCUUCAUACGUUACUUAUCCUUGAAUAACCACCUGAGCUCUCACAUUGGACCCAAACUGUACCUGUGUCAGGAAUACAAAGAAAUACCUUAUAAAUAUAAGGAAUGUGAGAAAGUUUUCAAGCCUCACCAACAUAUUCAGAGCCAUGAAGGCAGUCCCAGUGGGAAAACUUUCCACUGUUCAACUUCCCUUAGAAAUUAUAAAAGAACAUAUAUCGCUGGGAAACCAUAUGAGUGUGAGCAAUAUGGGAAAGGCUUUAAUCGUCUCACUUACUUUGAACUUCACAAAAAUACUCAUAGUGGAGAGAAACCUUAUCAAAGUAAGCAACGUGGCAAAGCUUUCAGUUCUCCCAAGUACUCUGGAGAAAAUGAUAGAACACACAUUGCAGAAAAGCCAUAUCAAUGUAAGAAAUCUGGAAAAGCUUUAAGUUCCACUUCCCUUAGAAAUCAGGAAAGAACACACACCGGUGAGAAACCUUAUGAAUGUGGGAACGUCUUCCAUCAGCUCAGGUCUCUUGGAGAACAUAAUAGAAGUCAUGCCAGAAAGAAGCCUCAUGAAUGUAAGGAAUGUGGUAAAACAUUCUGUCAUCGCUAUUCCCUUAUAAUUCACCAAAGAAUGCAUACUGGGGAAAAGCCCUAUGAAUGUAAGCAAUGUGGGAAAGCUUUCGUAUUUUCCACUUCUCUUCGAAAUCAUGAAAGAAUGCAUACUGAGAAGAAACCCUAUAAAUGUAAGCAAUGUGAGAAAGCCUUCCAUUAUCGCAGUUGUCUUGGAAAACAUAAACGAUGUCAUGACGGAAAGAAGCCUCAUGAAUGUAAGGAAUGUGGUAAAACAUUGCAUCAUCCCUAUUCCCUUAGAAAUCAUGAAAGAACUCAUACUUGGGUAAAAUGCUAUGAAUGUAAGCAUUGUGGUAAAGGUUUCUAUUAUCACUCUUACCUGCAAGAUCAUGAAAGAACUCAUACUGGGGAAACAUCAAAUGAACGUCAGCUAUGUGGUAAAGUUUUGUCUUAUUCAACUUCCCUCCAAGAUCAUAAAAGAACUCAUUCUGAGAAAAAAUGCUAUGAAUGUAAGCAAUGUGGGAAAGCCUUCAGUUCCAGCAGCUCUCUUGCAAAUCAUAAAAUAAGUCAUGAUGAAAAGAAGCCUCAUGAAUGUAAGGAAUGUGGCAAAACAUUCCAUCAUCACUAUUCCCUUAGAAAUCGUGAAAAUACUCAUACUGGAAUGAAAACCUAUGAAUGUAAGGUUUGUGGUAAACUUUUCUCUUAUUCAGCUGCUCUUCUAUAUCAUAAAAGAAUGCAUACGGGUAAAAAACCCUAUCAUCCCUCUUCCCUUAGAAAUCAUGAAAGAACUCAUACUGAGGAAAAACCCUAUGAAUGUAAGCAUUGUGGCAAAGCUUUCUAUUUUCUAUCUGCCCUCCAACGUCAUGAAAGAACUCAUACUCGGGAAAAUCGCUAUGAAUGUAAGCAUUGUGGAAAAGGUUUCUAUUAUCAGUCUUCUCUCCAAGAUCAUGAAAGAUCUCAUACUGGGGAAAAACCCUAUAAAUGUAAGGUUUGUGGUAAAGUUUUCUCUUAUUCAACUUCCCUUAAAUAUCACAAAAGAAUGCAUAGUGGGGAAAAACCCUAUCAAUGUAAGGAAUGUGGGAAAGCCUUCAUUUUCCCCAGCUCUCUUGGAAAGCAUAAAAGAAUUCAUGAUGAAAAGAAGCCUCUUGAAUGUAAGGAAUGUGGUAAAACAUUCUAUUAUCAAUAUUACUUCCAAAUUCAUGAAAGUAUUCAUACUGGUGUAAAACGUUAUGAGUGUAAGCAAUGUGGUAAAGCUUUCUAUUAUCCAUCUUCCCUCCGAAAUCAUGAAAUGACUCAUAAUAAGGAAAAACCCCAUGCAUGUAAGCAAUGUGGGAAAGUCUUCAGUUACCUCAGUUCUCUUCGAUGUCAUCAAAGAAUUCAUGAUGGGAGGAAGCCUCAUGAAUGUAAGGCAUGUGGUAAAACAUUCCAUCAUCCCUGUAAACUUAGAUAUCAUUUAAGAAUUCAUACUGGGGAAAAACCCUAUGAAUGUAAGCAUUGUGGCAAAGCUUUCUAUUAUCUGUCUGCCCUCCAAAGUCAUGGACGAACUCAUACUGGCAUAAAAUGCUAUGAAUGUAAGCAGUGUGGUAAAGGUUUCUAUUAUAAAUCUUCUCUUCAACGUCAUGAUAGAACUCAUACUGUUGUAAAAUCCUAUGAAUGUAAGCUAUGUGGUAAAGUUUUGUCUUCUUCAACUUCCAUUCAAUAUCAUGAAAGAAUCCAUACUGGGGAAAAGCCCUAUCAAUGUAAGGAAUGUGGGAAAGCCUUCAUUUCUCCCUGCUCUCUUGGAAGUCAUAAAAGAAGUCAUGAAGAAAAGAAAUCUCAUGAAUGUAAGGAAUGUGGGAAAACCUUUCCUUUUCCCUCUUUACUUAGAAGACAUGAAACAAUUCAUACUGGAUGAAAACCCUAUGAACGUAAGCAUUAUGGUAAAAGUGUAUCUUAUCCAGCUUCCCUCCCAUAAAAUGAUAGAACACGUACUGGAAAAAAAAAAACCAUGUAUGUCAGGCUUUUAGUCUUCCUGCAUCUCUUAGAGAUCAUAAAAAUAUACAUACUGGGGAGAAACUCUACGACUGAAAGCAAUGUGAGGAAGCCCUUUCUGCCAAAUGUCUUAGUGAACAUAAACUAAUUCAUCAUGGAAAGAUGUCUCAUGAAUGUAAGGAAUGUGGUAAAACUUUAUUUUAUCCCUCUUUGCUUAGAAAUCUUGAAAAAAUUCAUACUUGGGAAAAACCCUAUGAAUGUAACCAUUGUGGUAAAACUUUCUCUUCUCCACGUUCCCGCCAACAUCAUAAAAGAACUCAUACUAAGGAAAAACUUUAUGAAUGUGAUCCAUGUGGAAAACCAUUUAUUCAUUCCAGUUCCCUUCAAAAUGACAAAAACACUAAUAAUAGUGGAGAGAAAUUAUAAAGAAUGAAAGAAUUCACACUGAAAAUAAGCCCUAUUGUGUAAAGAUUGUAGAAAAGCCUUUGACCAUCCUGGUUCUUUUUUUUUUUUUUUCAUCCUCACCAGAGGAUAUUUUUCCAUUGAGACAGUGGAAGUCAGCGAGUAAGACAGAGAGCAAUAUUGAUAUGAAAGAAACAAAUCAGUUCGAUGCCUCCUGCACAUCCCCAGCCAUUUAAGCACACAGUGCAGAAAAGCUCUAUGAAUGUAAUGAAUGUGGUCAAGUUUUCAGUUUCUCCAAGUCUCUUAGAAAGCAUUGAAGGAAGAACACAUACCAGGGAAAAACAUUAUCAAUGAAAGCAUUGUGGGAAAACCUUAUGUUGUGUCACACAUCUUUCAAGACAUAAAAGAAGACAUGAUGGAAAUAAGCUUCAUGAAGGGGCCUGGCACAGAGUGCGGGGUUGCAGGAGGAGUUACAGUGUGGGGUGGGUUCCCUAACACAUCGGCUUUGCCUUUUUAUCCUGGUUCUUCACCAGGGUGGUUUGCUGGGUGAUGGUUGUGUGGGGGCUUCCCAGCCCACAUGCAGUGUGCAUCUGCUCUGGGAACAGCUCUGCACCUGGCCUCACAGUCCAGGCUCUGUGUGUGGCCUCGGUGCUUGACUGCUGGGCUCCCCUCUAUCCCACUGGCACGUUUAGGGUGAAUUGUUAUGCCCAGACUUCAACAUCCCCCAUAGGACACCACCAGGGAGCACUGAGUCUGAUGCAAAAGCAUAGAGUCUUUAUUCCAGCCCGGGGCUUGGUCCC
Myotis daubentonii (Daubenton's bat) is the source of this 4165-nucleotide messenger RNA. RefSeq lists its product as uncharacterized. The record is from RefSeq and is a predicted model, not a curated record. Gene Ontology annotation, cellular component: nucleus. Gene Ontology annotation, biological process: regulation of transcription by RNA polymerase II. NCBI's taxonomy places the organism in Eukaryota, Metazoa, Chordata, Mammalia, Chiroptera, Vespertilionidae. Gene Ontology annotation, molecular function: DNA-binding transcription factor activity, RNA polymerase II-specific; RNA polymerase II transcription regulatory region sequence-specific DNA binding.